This is a messenger RNA of Acanthopagrus latus (yellowfin seabream), 1423 nucleotides long. RefSeq names its product LIM and SH3 domain protein 1-like. The record is from RefSeq and is a predicted model, not a curated record. Gene Ontology annotation, molecular function: actin filament binding. Gene Ontology annotation, cellular component: focal adhesion. Lineage: Eukaryota; Metazoa; Chordata; Actinopteri; Spariformes; Sparidae. Bases 140 to 940 code for a protein of 266 amino acids. The transcript has 8 exons.
CGCGUCCGUAUAUUAAUUGAGAUGCCUGCAGGUCGGAGAGGAGGACGGCUCGUCUCCCGGCUGCACAUCACAGCCUGUACCUCACUUCUGAGCGCUUUUUUUUACCGGAUCGCAGAAGGUUUUUCUCUGGUGCGCCAUCAUGAAUCCGCCCUGUGGAAGAUGCAAUAAGCCAGUUUACCCCACAGAGAAAAUAAAUUGCCUUGAUAAGUAUUGGCACAAAGGUUGCUUCAGCUGCGAGGUGUGCAAGAUGGCGCUGAGCAUGACGACCUACAAAGGCUUUGAGAAGAAACCUUACUGCAGUAUGCAUUACCCCAAAACCUCCUUCACCAUAGUGACCGACACCCCCGAGAAUCUGCGUCUCAAACAACAGAGCAUGCUGAACAGCCAGGCGCUCUAUAAGGAGGAGUUUGAAAAGAACAAGGGGAAAGGUUUCAGCGUGGUGGCCGACACUCCGGAGAUGCAGAGAGUGAAGAAGACGCAAGACCAGAUCAGUCACGCUCUUUACAAGGAGGAGUUUGAGAAGAACAAGGGGAAAGGUUUCAGCGUGGUGGCCGACACUCCGGAGAUGCAGAGAGUGAAGAAGACGCAAGACCAGAUCAGUAAUAUAAAGUACCAUGAAGAGUUUGAGAAGAGCAGGAUCCGAAGUGACGCACCGCCUCCUGAAAAUAGACAAUAUGAGGACGAAGUACAACCAUCUAACCCGGGGCAGUUCAGUCAGCCGGUCAGGCAGAUGCGUCCUGCUCCUGUAGCGCCAUCUAGUGGAGGGAAACGUUACCAGGCCUUGUACAGCUACGCGGCAGCAGAGGCAGAUGAAGUUUCUCUGGUGGAAGGAGAUCUGAUCCUGGACGUGGAGACGAUCGACGAGGGGUGGAUGUUCGGAUGCAACCAGCGCACGGGCCAGCGAGGCCUGCUGCCCGCCAACUACGUCCGACCCGUGUGAACCCAGCUGCCGUGUCAGCACCAACAACAACAACAACAACAAGGCUUCUUUAAAUUUGACAAGAAAUUUGCUUCAUCUUUUUUUAAAAAACUUCUGACCGGUCCUGCUUCGCCUUUUUUUUUUUUUCCCCCUCCAUCAGAACUGUGGUACUUUUAUGAAUUCUUGAGAUUAUUCAGGGUGAACGAUGAUGGUAAAGAGAAAUUAAUCUGUAUGCAACAGCAACUCAAAAAAGAGGAAGUUAGAGAGGAAAUCAAAUAAACCUACAGUUUACUACAAUGAUCUAAAAUUUCGUCUCUCAGGUAACGUUUCCUUUUCAGCAGAAAUCGUGUAAAUUGUGAGUUUUCCUGCAGUUGAACCAAAUAAUUCAUAUCUACAUUCAUUAAACACCCAUUUAAACUCUUCUUCAAUGUGAGAUUGAGAAAGAAAAUCGUGCAUUUAUUUAACCGUGUAAGCAGAUUUGAUUAAAAAAGGUCAAAUAUUUUA